AUGAAUGGCCGAGUUCCUCCUACGAAACGGUCGAGGUGUGGUAUGAGUCAGGAGGGGAUGCGGACUCUCGACUCGUUCUUCACCAAGAAACCGGAGGGGGUAGUGUCGGAUCGUCAUGUCCCCCCUGAGAGUAAAGACACUGUUCAUACCAUUGACAUUGAAGAGAGUCAACCUAGUACUGUUUCUGAGGAGUAUAGAGAGAGUAACUUGAGGAGAGCUCUGACGUGCGAAGGGAAUAAAAACAACAAUGAUCGAGUAUUAAAGCCAAAGAUUCCCCUCCGGCCCAAGUCCUCAGCGGGCCGACCUCCUUCUCACAGCAGCUUGGGAGGGCCUUUAGCCCAACGAGCAAGACCGACAUCUUCGGCGGACUUGGUCUAUGAAACUGACUCGAAUAUCUCGGAGGGACCAGGAAAUGCCAUUGGAGGUGUCUCCACUGUUAUGAGAAUAAUUAAAUACUAUGAAGCCCUUUCCCAGUCAGCGGCCACCAUUUCCCAUCACCCAACGGUUCCGAGUAUGAUUUUUUGGGGACCUCCUGGAUGCGGCAAGACGACUUUAGCACAGCUUUUAUGUCGAUCGUUGACUCAGUCUGGCCUCCCAUGGCGCCAUACGAAGCUCAGCGCUGUCAAUGCUGGAGUCAACGAUGUAGGUCUGGAGAUUCCCAAGGCUGAGUCGAUGGAAGGGAAGGUUACAAUAUCAGGCACACUACUAUUCCUCGACGAGAUCCACCGCUUCAAUAAAGCUCAGCAAGACGCCCUGCUUCCUCACGUAGAGAGCGGCACUCUGACGUUGAUUGGUGCCACCACGGAGAAUCCUAGCUUUCAGUGCAACAGAGCUCUCGUCUCUCGCUGUCAAGUAAUUAAAUUUUCAUCACUGACCAGUGACUCUAUUGGAAGAAUAUUACGCAGAGCACUGACAAGCUACUACCCGCAAGUAGCAGUGGACGAGUCGACCGGAGAUCUGCUGAGAAUUCUGGCGGAAUUUGGUAUGGGCGACGUCAGAGCCUCGCUGAAUGCGCUAGAGCUGGCCUGUGAUCUGGCCAUGAUGGGUCCUCGCUGUGGGGAGGCAGCCUCCUCUGGUCUUCGACGAGAACACAUUGAAGAGGCUAUGGCGACCUCUUCUUCCGGAAGGCACAGACUGCUGGGCUAUGACAAGAACGGCGACAUCCAUUACGAUCUCGCCAGUGCAUUGCAGAAGUCCAUAAGAGGCUCUGAUAAAGAUGCCGCAGCGUAUUGGACGACCAGAAUGUUGCUGGGUGGGGAGCCUCCUGAGUACGUUUCACGGCGGUUGAUGAGAAUAGCCAGUGAAGACGUUGGUCUAGCCGAUCCACAGGCGUUGCAGCUAGCGGCUGCAGCUCACACUGUGACCAUGUCCACUGGGAUGCCCGAGUGCUCUACAGCUCUGCUGGAGGUAGCCCUUUACCUGUGCGAUGCUCCUAAGAGCAAUGCUGUGUAUGUGGCGUACAAGAACGCAUCGAAGGCCAUUGAAAAGGCUACGACUGAUUCAGAAGUGCCACUGCAUUUACGGAACGCUCCGACAGGGCUGAUGAAGGAGCUGGGGUAUGGCCGCGAUUAUAUCUACACUAACGAGCCACGACCGACGCAACCAGGGGAACUCGCACCCGAGCAGACGUGGGUGGAUGCUAGUAUCUUCCCUUUCCAAAGGCUCCUGUCAGAUAUCUUCCAGCAGGCUUGCAGAGAGGCGAUAUAUUUCCAGAAGAAUUCUAUGACCGGCGUGGUGACCGGACAAAUGUGUCUAUUGAGAAGUGACUAUGAUAUCGAUGUAUUGUGUUUUCUAGUGAUGACGGUGUCCGUCCCGUUGAAAAUAUAUGCCUUUGAUUAUGAGGGCAUGAACGCUUCGGCCUCACGUUAA
Perkinsus marinus ATCC 50983 is the source of this 1869-nucleotide messenger RNA. Its product is annotated as werner helicase interacting protein, putative. The record is from RefSeq and is a predicted model, not a curated record. Gene Ontology annotation, biological process: DNA-templated DNA replication; regulation of DNA repair. Lineage: Eukaryota; Perkinsozoa; Perkinsida; Perkinsidae. Gene Ontology annotation, molecular function: ATP hydrolysis activity; enzyme activator activity; DNA binding. The transcript is spliced from 12 exons. Bases 1 to 1869 code for a protein of 622 amino acids.